Drosophila takahashii is the source of this 7585-nucleotide messenger RNA. The record is from RefSeq and is a predicted model, not a curated record. NCBI's taxonomy places the organism in Eukaryota, Metazoa, Arthropoda, Insecta, Diptera, Drosophilidae.
CAUGGUGCUUGAAAUACUAAAAUGACAACGGCUGCCAGUUUACCAAGGGUUCCCGAGGGUUUGCGGGACCUAAUGAAGGUCUACACCAAGGAGGUGUUACGUGAAAAGCCGGCCGACUUGUAUGGAUUUUCGGCCAAUUUUUUCAACGUGAUUGUUGGUGAAAAAUCACAGAAAAUGGUGCGAAAAUACGAGCCGGUGCAAACUUAUGAAACCAUCAUGAAAAACCGAGUUCGCCAGCAGGUUCCCCUCUCGCUGGUGUUCAAUAUAAUCCCAGAAACACUGACCGAUCUAAUAAAGCAAUUUAUAAAGGCGGUUCUAAGGGAGAAACCCGAAAAUAUUUACAUAUUCGCACAGGAGUACUUUCAAAGGAUGUCCAAGGAAAAGGAAAAGUCGGGACGAAUUGAGUACACCAAAUAUUCGACGUACGAAAAGUCAUUGAAGGACAAAGAAAACGUAACUCCCGGAUCGAAGGUAACCUGCGAAUGUGGACGAAUACUGAGUGGGAAAGCCAAGGAUGUGGAAAACAGAUACACAGAUACCAAAUUAGCUGAGGCUGACCAGAGAACAUUUUCCAGCAGAAUUACCUAUUUGCAAUCAGUUGUCAUAAUUCAAAGACAAAUUCGCCGAUUUCUCAAGGAACGGAAAAUAGUUCGCGAUAAGGACAAAUGCAAUAGCGUGGAAUAUGUGGCAGCAAUUCUGCUGAUUCAACGCCAAGUGCGUCGCUUUUUGGCCAAGAAGCGAGUGGAGAAACUUAAAAAUUCACGUGACGUCCGAGAAGCGAAGGGUAAAUUUAACACCGGCGACUACAUGAAAGCCGUUGUCGUCAUUCAGCGGCAUUAUCGCAUAUAUUUGAAAAAGAAGCAGGAGCGUAAUCGAUUGAAAAGCGACCCAGUAUCCUUAGCAACAGCCGCCAUCAUAAUCCAGAGGGCCUUCAGAAGGAUGGUGGCCCGACAUAGGGCCAAAAGGAAUGCUUCCUCAGCCGCCGAUCAAGCCGAGGAACUCAACGACAAUGCCUCCGAGACUGGGUCCUAUACAUCCGUCUCCACUGCCCUCCUUUCCACGGAAUCCACUGAGCUGGGAAUGGCCACUUACGAGGAACGAGUCCAUCAGAAAAUAAUUCACGAGGACGAGGAAGUGGAGAACAAAAACGUUGAUGCCGGCCUUGAGAAGGAGUAUUCAGCGGAAACCAUUAAAGGCCAAGAAAAAUCGAUGAAUCUACGGAAAAGCGAAAUUCUUAGCGGUGCUUUAAUCGAAAACAUGAUUCGCAAACCAAGCUUGGAAAAUAUUAAGGAUUUUCACAACGAAUCAAAAGAUUUGGGUGAAGAAAUGGAUAUCGAAGUGGAUGAAAAAAAAACUAGUCAAGAUCUUGAACCUGAAAUUAAAAGUAACAAAUCAAGCCUAGAACUUGAAACUGUAGCUAAAGCCGAACUAAAAACUAAAAAGGACAAUGAAGAACUGGAGUCGGAAUUUUCGACCAAAAAUGCCAGCUUGGAUGUAGAAUCAAGUACCCAAGAUGAGCCCAAAACAGAACACACUUCAGAAGAUAUAGAACCCAAAAAUGAUGAUAAAGUAAAAACAGAAAACUUUGGCACAAAAUCAAUUAAAGAAGAAAAUGGUGACAGUGAAUUUCAAAAUAUUAUUGAGAAAAGAGAAAGUGAUGAUGGGAAGGAACAUGAUGAGGAUGUGCAAAAUGACGAAAAAGAAGACGCUAACAUUUUAGACAAUGACAAAAUUAUAAAAUCUAAAAACGAAUUAACAGAAACAUCAAUUAAAAAAGAAGUUACUCCAAUGGUUUCGAUAGAAAUUGAGCAUGUAGACGAUCUUUUAGAAGAUUCUAUACCAACUCACCACGAUUCUAAUGCUAAGGAUUCAACGAAUGGCGACUCAACGGCUCAAGAAUCUAAAUAUAUGAGCAACGUAGAAAUAUAUAGUUUGACAACGGUUUUAGUCAAUCAUAAUCGAGAAAUUCGUGAGCAAGAGUCUCCUGUUGAACCUUUGGACGAUAAAAAUUUGGAAAUAUCUGCUGACACUCUAGUGCAAACUCAAACUGAAGAAAACCACUCAUCAGUUGAAGAUGAAAAUGAAACAACUCCAAAGAGUAGAGAAAAAAGAAGCAUAGAAGAUAAAGAGAUGGUUCAAUCAAAUUUGGAGAACCAGGAAUCAUUGAUCACAGAAGAUAUCAGUCUCACUAACGAAAGUAAUGCAAACUUAAAACCAAUUAAUCAUGAUGAAAUUCAAAAAGGGAAUGAACAAAAAUUGAAAGUAGAUGGAUCACUGGACACUAUACCAGCAAUGGAAGAUAUUUCUAAAACCCAGUCGGAUACAAAAGGUGAAAUAAGGUCGACAAGCUCAGAAGAGAAAAUUAUAAAGGAAGCAUCAAUUCCAGAAAUCACUUCGGAUAAGGAUCCCAAAAUAGAAGAUCCCAUCACUGAGGACAAAGAAAUGAUAAAGACAUCUAUUAGUGUAACCAAAGAUGAACCGCUAGAUCCUAAUAUUACAAAUAUUGCAGAGAAAUCUGAUUUGCCAAAGCUUCAGAUGAAAAGUGAAUCAAUUGAUGACCUAGAACUAAAUAAAAGAGACAGCGAACUAAUAAUUCAUGCCGGAACUGAUCCUUUGAAAGAAAAUGGUGAAAACAGUAUGGAAAUAUUGCACCAUGCAAAUGAAAAAGUCCCAACUGAUGAUGCAACAGAAGAAACAGAUAGUAUCCUGAAACUAUUACAACAAGACACCAUACCAAUAAGAUCUGAAAGUUUAAUGACUGAAGAAAUGGUCCCAUCUGAAGGCGAAGUGCCCAAUGAUGACUCCCAUAAUUUUGAUGUCUUUACUGAAGGCAUUGAUUUAAAAAACAAGAAAAAUGUAUCCAGCCCUUCAAAUUCAAAGGAAUUUAGUGAUGAGCAGCCUAUUAAAGAUAUAAAUGACAGUAUGGGAGAGAGUAUAGUACAAGAACAACAUCUUUUAGUGGAAGAUCCAUCGGGCACAUCAGUGGAACGCGAAUUUGAAGGAGUUGAUGCCCAAAGUGAUACAAAGGAAGAGAAUAAGACCAACGCAACUGAGCUCCAACAGAAUAUAGAAACUAGUAUAGAAGACGCUGUCACUGAUGAUUAUGAUUCUGAAUCCAUAACUAAGACCGCUACGAGCAAAAGUACAGAAGUUGAAAGUGAAGAAAGUGUGGAUCAUACAAAACUGGAAUCUGAUUUGGAGAAAGAUAUUAAGGACGAAGGACACACAGGAGCCCAUCUUGAAAGAGAUUCUUCUGAACAUCCAACUAAAACUAGUGCAACUGAUACUUUACACCUAGAGCAAAAAGAAGACUCUACAGAUUUUGGAAGCACAUCUGCCGUAGUCGAGGAUAAGGACAAUGCAGAAUCAACACCCAAAAGCGACUCACCGGUUCCUUUAAAUACCGAACAGAAAAACUCUUCAUUGCUUGUAUCUAAUCAAUUAAUUGGCACCCAAAAUUUACCUACUAACCAUAUUGAGAUUGAAAAGAACACCAAGAAGUUAUCUAACCCCAUUGUAAAAGAUAAAGAUAUUGGCACCUUAACGUCGGGGCGUCUCGUACCCACACCCAUUGCUGAGUUGCAGCUCAAGUCAUUCAAAACUCCCAACGACGAUGGCGCCUGGUAUGAUAUUUAUGUGGAGCCCAAGGUGGCUUCUGAUAAAGAUUUGGAAUCCAUUCCAACAUCAGUUCAAUCCAAGAAAUCUGACACGGACGAACAAACAGCUGAAGUUGUAGAGGAACCCAUUAUUAUCGCAGAAAGAGUUCCAAGUUACUAUACUCCCAAGGAAAUCAUAGAACCCACAAUACCGAAAGCUAAGAACUCUGUUUCAUUUUUUGUUUCCUUUGAUUCCGAUGAUGGAAACCCCAAAUACAAAAUUCCAAAAAAGUUUAGAGAUCAAUCAAAAACAGAUAAUAAUAAAAAGGCGGUAAAUAACGAAGAUAUCCCAUCCGAAUCGGAUGUUGAUUCCAACGAAGAGGAAAUUGAGGUUAUUGAAGUUUCUGAGGGCGAUCCAGAGUACCAGCAGACCGGUGGCUCCAAAUUACAAACCAUAUUGGAACUGGAUAAUGAAAGUGAGCAGCCCACUGAAUUCAGUAAUCAAAGAACGGCUUUGGAACUAAAUGGACCUGUCGAUACAGUCGAAGAUAAUCGAGAAGAAACAAAGUCAACAAAAAGUAAUAGUGAGAAAUUUGAAGCAGCCUAUAAAACCGACAUAUUAACUAUUACAAGAUCUGUGCUCAUCAUAGAAAGAGCAUACCGACAAUUCAUGAGUAGACAUUCCUUAAAAAGUGAAACGAACAAAGAAUCGAAUUUUACAAAGCAAAAUCAGGCAGCUAAAAUAAUACAAAAGUGGCUUAGGAACUCUCUAAGGAUAAAGUCUAUAAAAGUUUCCUCAGAUAUCUCCCAAAAAUCUAAAGAAAGUAGUGCUGCUAAGAAAAUUCAAAGGGCCUAUCGAAAAUAUGUUGAAAAAUCUAAGGAAAUAAAAUCUGCAAAUGGACUUCUGCCGCAAGAAAGAACUAAAGAAGAAAAAAUGGCUGCACUUGUUAUACAAAAGGCAUUUAGGGAAUAUUCUCAGAGAAAAUAUGAUAAUUUAAAUAAAAUACAAUCAUCAGAUGAUACAGAACUUGAGCAAAAUAAAGCUGCUCAAAAAAUUCAAAGGGCUUACAGAAGGUAUCUUAAAUUAUCCGAUAAGUCCGAGCCACAAGAAGUUGAAAAUCCAGUGCAAGGAAACUCUAGUCUAACUUAUUCGUCAAAGCUAACCGAUAAACCAGAAGAAAUUGAUGAUUUAAUGACUAAAGAACUAAAGGCCUUGACCCAAAGUUCGAUCUCAAUUGAUACUCUGAAAUCAACCAUUAACCCAGAAAUUUUAAAUGAUCUAAAGACAGAUGAACUUCAAAAUGCUGAGCCAGUUGAGGAAACCGUUUCAAACCCAAUUCAAAUUUCAAUCCUAGCUGAUGAACCAAAAAGAAUAAAAGAGUUAAAAUCGGAUGAGUUUCAAGAAUUGGAGAAUCUUUCGAAGGUCAGUUCGAGUCCAAUUCAUUUGUCAAAAUCUUUAGAUGAAUAUGAGCUUGAAAUGAUAAACGAUGUAGAGAAAGGUGGGGAAGCAAAUACAACUUCGGUUCAGGAUAAGACCGAAAUAAUUGAACAUAAAGAUGAACUUAUUACAAAUCAUCCAUUAAAGGAUCAACUUGAAAGAAAGUUUAGUGCUGCUCUAAUAAUACAAAGAGCUUUCAGACAAUAUAUGGAAAGAAAAAAGCUUGAAAAUUUUGAUGAGAGCUCCUUAGACUCCAUUACCAGCUCACGAAUAACGGCCAUAGAAACCUCCAAUUAUCCAACUGCAGGCACCACACCAUCAGAAAGUUUGGUUCCAGAAGCCGCCGAAGAUCCAGGCGAAGAUGCGUCGAAGAUCCAACCAAAGUCCGAAUGGUUUGUGGGGUCAACUCGUAUAAUACCAAGCCAGGAAGUCGUUGAGAAACCUCUUGGGGUGGCAACCGAUCCGGAUCCAGAUGCAAUCACAAGUAAAACUGAGCUCGACACCAGCACGCAAGUAGAAUCAGUUGAAACAGUAGAUAGAACGCAUGGCUCGCUUGAAUCCAAAUUAACUCCUGGUAUUAGCAGUUCCAAAAUCGAUGAGAGUCUAGGCGUACAAUCUGAAAAGGAUAAUGCAGUCUCUUCUGGUUUAGCAGGUUUAACAGAGGCAGCUGAAGAAGGGCUUGAUUCGGUGGAGGAUCCACUACUUCUAUCACAAUCCGAUUUUGGUGGAAUCGUUCAGUCUUUAGAUAUUGUUUCAACUCAAGAACUGGUUAAUAAUUUCCUGGAGAAUGAGAUUGAGUAUUCAUCCAAGCAAGGUCCAUUUCCCAGUGCUAGCCUUCUUGAAGAAGUUGUAGAGGAACCUUGUAUAAAGAAGUCUGCUUCACUGGUGAAUCUUUCCGAAGGCGAAUCAGAACCCGAUGUUGCUAGUCAAAAAGCUGAAAACACGGAUUCUUCAGUAUCCGAAACCAUUGGUUUGGAUACGCUAUCCGCAGAUACCAUAGACAAGGCCACCGUCAAAUUGUCCAAGCCAGAGGAAGUGAUUGAGAAAAUGUCUCAGUUCCGGGACUCCAAGUCCCACGAGAGACUUCCUUCGGCAGAUCCCAGCUUUGAUGAGCCCGUGGUGCGUCCCAUGAGUUUACUGCAGGAGCAAUCUAGCAUGGACAUCGAGGAUGGAGAUAUUAUCGUUUACAAUCGACUGCAGAGGGACGAGACCCGGGAGAGCUCAGCUCAAAGUGAUUCCGUGGUCUUUGGUGAGGCAGAAUCGGAAAACAUUCAGGACAAAGACUUGCUCAACGAAGAAGAAUCCGGAAGAGUCCAUUUAAUAAGGCACUACACCAUCGCCGGUGAUGAUCCGCGGGGUCUUUUCAGAUCCGUGACCAUUGAUGAUGCCCUGAAUUACGGAGAAAUGGGAAAAAACAACCAGGGCAUUAACAACACGAAUAGUUUCUGUUUGGACGACGAAACUUCGGAGAACAUUCGCAAGAAGAUGAUGGCCUACUCGCUGUCUGAAACGGAUUCCGACUACUUUGAUCCGAGGAAGAGCAGCAAGGAGGACUUUGACAUAGACACGGCCAUGGCAGACGCCAUGGGCACAUCCACCGAAACGGAAUCCACCAUUGUUUCGGCCGCCACCAAGAUUCAGGCGGGAGCUCGGGGAUUCCUCACCAGGCGACGGUUGCGCCGAGCAAGUGCCGGAACAAAGUCAUCCACCCUGGACACCAAGGCGUCCUUCGGCAACGAUGCGAUCAGCGAGUCCCUGGAGCGUUUCAUCGAGGAGGAAGCGGCCAAGAAGAUACAGGCUGCCUACCGGAUGCACACUCGAAAGCGCAGGAGUCACAACCGGAAAAUGGAAGGCAUUAGCUUAGAGAGCAAUCUGGCCGCCAGGCGUCAAAAGUUGCAGCGCGGGGAUGCACUUCGGAAUGAUUCCACACCCGAUGAUGAAAACAGUGUGAUCAGCAGUGAGGGAAAGGCUCAGAAAAGCUCAAAGCCACAGAAAAAGAAAACAGUUGGUGAGACAAAGUCAAAGGCCGACAUGGAAUUAAAGUGGCUGAAGAUGAGGCAGAACUCAAUGCCCGUGCAAAUUGAUUGCGAGGUAUUCAGAGUUAUACCCAAGCAUAUGCGAAAACGUAUAAAAAGCGCCGAGGCGAACAAAAGAAAAUAAAUGAAAAUGCACGAGUCUAUAAGUAUCAACGCUGAACUAUAUCUAAAUAAAAUAUAUACUUAAUCGACAAUGUUUUUGUUAUCAAACAAGCGGAAAGGAAAGGCUUCCGGGAGUAAAUCAUAACAUUUAUUUUCCCCCAUUUAAACGUAUUUAAUUUAAACAGACUGUGGAUGAGCGGAUGGCUGCCACUUUUGUUCUAAACAUUAAACGGAUCGGACAGAUUUAUGAGAUGGGUGUGCACCUUGGGUCGUUGUACGGAAUUUAAUGAAUACUGUCGCUAGACAGGUAUUAUUUUAAAAUUGUAUAGAUCAGUGCUCUCAAAAAAAGAAGAAAGCAUUACAUGUAGUAUUUAAUUUUCUUUUUGGUUGUAAUUGGAAAAUUCCCAUCCUGU